ACAACAUAAACACACACCUUUCAAAUCCAAUCCAAUACAAACUCCAAAACCCUUAUUAACUCCACUUUUCAUGCUCAAUGCUCAACCAAACAAACAAAGGGUUGGACAAUAAUGAGAGAUUUUGUGAUCCUUGGAUCCUCCAUUGUCUCUCCUCCUCUUAACUCAUCAUCAUCCACUCCUUCUGCUUCACUUCACCGCCACAGCAUCAAGCCCCAUAACCCUUCUCUUCCAAAGCUCACUCCUUUCUCUUCCCCUCGGAACAUUUCUUGCACCCUCCAAGUACCCCUCAACCACCAUGCUGACGUCACCUCCAACCUUGCUAGAGAAUCUGAAGACGUUGAACUCCUCGCCAAUGGGGUUCUGCUGGGAAUUCGAGACAGGAAUGUUCGGACUGUGAUUGAUACUUUGAAGAAAGUUCAGGAUCUUGGGAUUUCUCUAUCUACUCAUUUUGAUGGGUCUGCCAUGGAUAUCAUUGCAAAGGAGUGUUCAAGGAUGGUCACAUGUGACCACAUUGAGGAAGCUGUUGAAUUGAUGGAGGUUCUCGCACGUUUCCAGUUACCAAUCAGAGAACUUGUUCACCCGUCUGACAUUAUAAAACAAUGUGUUCUUUGUCGUAACCCAAUUUUAGCUGUGAGGUAUGCAUGUCUUCUUCCACAUGCACAUAUAUUAUUCAGCAACAUUAUAAGCGAAUUUGGAAAAAGGAGGGAUUUAGUAUCUGCUCUGAAAGCGUAUGAUUCAUUGAAGAAAAACUUGGAUAGUCCCAAUAUGUACAUAUACCGAGCAAUAAUUGACGUUUGUGGUCUCUGUGGCAAUUGGAAGAAAUCUAGGUACAUAUAUGAGGAUUUGCUCAAUCAGAAGAUCUCUCCAAAUAUAUAUGUGUUCAACAGUCUCAUGAAUGUGAAUGCCCAUGAUCUUAGCUAUACAUUAAACCUAUAUCAAAAUAUGCAGAAUCAUGGUGUGAAGCCAGAUAUGACAUCUUAUAACAUCCUGCUGAAAGCAUGCUGUGUUGCUGGAAGAGUUGAUCUAGCCCACGAUAUUUAUAGGGAACUUAAGCAUUGGGAAUCAGUGGGACGGCUGAAAUUAGAUGUUUUUACCUACAGUACAAUUAUAAAGGUCUUUGCUGAUGCAAAAAUGUGGCAAAUGGCUCUAAAAGUCAAGCGGGACAUGCUGUCGGCUGGUGUUUCUCUUAAUACUGUUGCAUGGUCCUCAUUGAUCAGUUCAUGCGCACAUGCAGGACUUGUAGAGCAGGCAAUUCAAUUAUUUGAAGAAAUGCUUUUGGCUGGCUGUGAACCUAAUACACAGUGUUUCAACAUCAUUUUACAUGCAUGUGUUGAAGCUUGCCAGUAUGACAGGGCUUUUCGCUUUUUCCAUUCUUGGAAGGGAAAUAAGAUGUUGGGUUCCUCUGGUGAAGGCUACAAUAUCAAUUUAAAGCAAGGAGACAUGCAUAAUGCUAAUACUGUGCCAAAUAGCUUUUCUAAUUCACAUAUCUUGAGUUUUGCUGAGAAGUUCCCUUUCGUACCAACUACAACAACAUACAAUAUCUUACUGAAGGCCUGUGGUACCGAUUACUACCAUGCAAAAGCAUUAAUCAGCGAGAUGAAAACCGUAGGUCUUUCCCCUAAUCAAAUAAGCUGGUCAAUUUUGAUAGAUUUAUGUGCAGCAUCACAAAAUGUUGAGGGUGCCAUUGAGAUUUUGAAAACCAUGGGUAAAGCUGGAAUUAAACCUGAUGUCAUUGCCUAUACAACAGCCAUUAAGGUUUGUGUGGAAAGUAAGAAUUUUAAGCAAGCAUUAACAUUAUACGAAGAAAUGAAAAGCUACGAGAUACAUCCAAAUUGGGUGACUUAUAACACACUUCUAAGGGCACGCAGUAAAUACGGCGCUCUACAUGAGGUGCAACAAUGCCUGGCUGUAUACCAAGAUAUGCGAAAGGCAGGGUACAAACCCAAUGACUGCUAUCUGGAAGAACUGAUUGAGGAGUGGUGUGAAGGAGUGAUACAAGAUAACAAAGAGAACCAAGGAGAAUUUUCUUCCAGUAAUAAAUCUGAAUUAGAGAGACCCCCGAGUUUACUUCUCGAAAAAAUUGCGGCACACCUUCUAAAGAGGGUAGCUGACAUCCUAGCAAUUGAUGUUCAAGGACUUACAAAGGUUGAAGCUCGCUUGGUUAUUCUUGCAGUUCUUCGAAUGAUCAAAGAGAAUUAUGGUUUAGGACAUUCGGUGAAUGAUGACAUCUUGAUCGUCAUAGGAUCUACCAAAGCAGACGAAAGUCCAGCCAAACACUUAUUAGAAGUGCAAAAGGCAAUAAUAGAACUUCUUAGGAAUGAAUUGGGCCUUGAAGUUCUUCCAGCAAGAACCAGAAUUGCACCUAGUGGCACAGCAAAGUUAAAGAACCCCAACCUUUCAAAUCUCAACAUAGAAGCACUACCAGGAGAGAAGGCAUUACCCACAAUGAUGGGGUUUCAGACAAGGAGACCUGCAGUUCUACAAAGGUUGAAGGUCACCAAAGAAUCAUUAUACCGUUGGUUGCAGAGUAAAGUAAGCGUUAAAUAGUAUUUGAUGACCUCUUCAUUGUUUAGAUUGGAAUUUUAAGGAAUUCUGUACAAAUGUUAGAUAUGCCAUUUUUCCCCCCAACGGCUUCUUCGACCUGUAUAUAUUGCAUCUGGAUGUAACUGCAUAUGUAUGUAUCACCAAAAUAUAGGCUGUAACAGAAUGAAUGAUACCCAGUAUCAUGGAGUAAAGUCAACUAUCUUGUUCAUUAUUUUCAGUAUUUAUUCUACUUUUACUUAACAUUCUCAAUUGCUAUAGCGAUUUUCAAUUCAGGAUCAUAAGCAAGGUUAAGAGAAACACAAGCUAUUGAAUUU
Gastrolobium bilobum is the source of this 2858-nucleotide messenger RNA. RefSeq names its product pentatricopeptide repeat-containing protein At5g02830, chloroplastic. Gene Ontology annotation, molecular function: protein binding. NCBI's taxonomy places the organism in Eukaryota, Viridiplantae, Streptophyta, Magnoliopsida, Fabales, Fabaceae. The transcript has 12 exons. The record is from RefSeq and is a predicted model, not a curated record. Bases 112 to 2547 code for a protein of 811 amino acids.